UCCAAGCGUUAAGGUUUUCGGCUCCCCAAGAUUCACGUUCUCGAAGACCCCUGCCCUGGGGAACCGUUUCUCCCUUUGGGAGAGGAUCCCACUCAAAAACACCUCCCCGCCCCCGCGCCCCCUUGGAAGCGAUGCCCGGUAAACGCUCGCCCCACAGCCUUCUAGGGCGCCCCCUCGGCCCCCUGGGAAUCACAUCCCGGGGGUGAGGUCAGUCCCGGAGGGACGCCUCAGAUCCCCUUUCAUUUCCUCACUUCACGACCUGCGGAGAUGCCCGGAUCUCUUGAAUCCUCUCCACUUAUCUCCCAACUCCCAGCCUCUUUGUUUCGCGCUGUCCUCCCCCGGGGAUGCUGUGCAAGCCCUCCCGUUACCCAGGCCCCCCAUCCCGGGAACAUCUACCUUCCUACCCCGGGAACAUCUUGGGUUGCUUUUGCCCUUCCUCCAGAAUUCGUUUCUUGGCGUCUUCUCUCCCCAACUCUCCCUACUUCCAAAGAAAAGCCUGAAAGUACGCAGCACGGUGCUUGCCUUUCGCCCUUCUGCUGCCUUCAUUUUCCGAUCCAUAGUUUGCAGGCGCUCCACACCCGCUCUCCCUCUCUGAAAAGGUACAGCGUUGGGACGCCCGGCCCCAAACUGCAGGCGAUACCCUCUGGUUUCGCUAAGGGUGGCUCGGAAGAUAAACAUCUGGUUCAGGAUGUCGUGGGGCAUACCUGCCGUUUGGAAGGAAACUGCUAAUGCCGAGUUCUGAAAAUGAGUAGGACCGUAUUGGCGGUAGAGGAAAAGCAUGUUUUUAGAGACUGCUUAGAAUAACGGCUGCCUCGAGGAGUGGAGUAGGCAGUGGAAUUAGGUUUGCGUCCUCCCCCCUCCAAAAGGGAUUGGCAGAAGGGAGCCAUGUUGAACGUGAAAUAAAAGUUGAACAGAAACUGGAUGGCUUCUACAGGGAGCCAGGCCUCUGAUAUAGACAAGAUUUUUGAAUUCUUCAGUGAUGGCGCACCCCCCACCAAAAAGCCCAGGAAGCUGCUUCCAAGCCUAAAAACGAAGAAGCCUCGGGAACUCGUACUGGUGAUUGGAACAGGCAUUAGUGCUGCUGUUGCCCCUCAGGUUCCAGCCCUAAAAUCCUGGAAGGGCUUAAUUCAGGCCCUACUGGAUGCUGCCAUUGACUUUGAUCUUCUAGAAGAUGAGGAAAGCAAAAAAUUUCAGAAAUGUCUCCAUGAAGACAAGAACCUUGUCCAUGUUGCCCAUGACCUUAUCCAGAAACUCUCUCCUCGUACUAGUAAUGUCCGAUCCACAUUUUUCAAAGACUGUUUAUAUGAAGUAUUUGAUGACUUGGAGUCAAAAAUGGAAGAUUCUGGAAAACAGCUACUUCAGUCAGUUCUCCACCUGAUGGAAAAUGGAGCCCUGGUGUUAACUACAAAUUUUGAUAAUCUGCUAGAACUGUAUGCAGCCGAUCAGGGAAAACAACUUGAAUCCCUUGACCUUACCGAUGAGAAAAAGGUCCUAGAGUGGGCUCAGGAGAAGCGGAAGCUGAGCGUGUUACACAUCCAUGGGGUCUAUACCAACCCCAGUGGCAUUGUCCUUCAUCCAGCUGGGUAUCAGAAUGUGCUCAGGAACACUGAAGUUAUGAGAGAGAUUCAGAAACUCUAUGAAAACAAGUCAUUUCUUUUCCUGGGUUGUGGCUGGACUGUGGAUGACACCACUUUCCAAGCCCUCUUUCUGGAGGCUGUCAAGCAUAAAUCUGACUUAGAACAUUUCAUGCUGGUUCGGAGAGGAGACGUAGAUGAAUUUAAGAAGCUUCGAGAAAACAUGCUGGACAAAGGGAUUAAGGUCAUCUCUUAUGGAAAUGAAUAUGCUGAUCUUCCGGAAUACUUCAAGCGGCUGACGUGUGAGAUCUCCACGAGGGGUAGAUCAGCAGGGAUGGUGAGAGAAGGUCAACUAAAUGGCUCAUCUACGGCACACAGUGAAAGAAGAGACUGUAGUACAUGAAGGCUGGAGAAAUCAUCACCAUUAGACCCAGCUAUAAGGCCCACCGUGGACAGUGUUUAACAAGUAAACUUACAAGAACCCAACACAGCUCCUAGGAAGUUCCAAACCCAAAGGUUGAAGGGUGGGGGGUUGGUUGGGGGGAUGAAUGUUCCAACUUAAUCUUCAUGCCAGCCAGUUCUUGAUAUCCUGUGGCCUGUUCCAGUUCAAGAAUCCCCAAGAGACCAUGGGGCCCACGUGUAGCCCCCCACCCCACCCCACCCCACCCCGAGGCUGGACAUGCCUGUUUCCACACAGCAGACCAGUGUGAUACCUCCACUGACAGUGGCUGCGGCUCUGCAUGAAGGACUUGGGCUCUGAAGGCCAUGGAAUCACGACUUGUUGCCGUUUUGUACUCUAUACCUGGUUUUUCAAUUAAGCUUAAUGGCUUUUUUAAAACAUGACUUGAAGCUCUAGUUUUCUAGAUCUUUUACAGUGUACAGUAUUUUACAUAACUUGAGUUGUAUUAAAAGCUUGUUCAUUUA
Molecule: messenger RNA, 2498 nt
Organism: Talpa occidentalis (Iberian mole)
Lineage: Eukaryota; Metazoa; Chordata; Mammalia; Eulipotyphla; Talpidae
Gene: SIRAL1
Product: family with sequence similarity 118 member B
Exons: 8
Coding region: 922-1977 (351 amino acids)
Source: RefSeq, a predicted model, not a curated record